AUGAAGUCUCAGAUGAUUUCGCCCUUUAGACUCGGGAGAAGACCGCACGUCCCGAGUAGACUCCUGCACACACAAUGCCGCGCGCCGCGCGCGUUCACGGCGUUAUAUGCGCGUACCUUACGCCAACCGCAGGACACCACAGUCAACCAGCCAGAUACGUCAGGGGGCGUAAAGCUUAAGAUGGCUUCUUUUAUGACUGCUCUGUCUGUGAGGAGACCUGCAGGCUUCUCUCUUUGGAUUUCUGUGUGUCUUCUGCUCAUCUUCAUUAAGAUGUUGACCUCCCUGAUGCUCUUUGCUGGUGUGUUCAUCGUCUCCAAAGAGGCCCUCAUCAGUCCCUUUCAAUUUUGUCCUACGCGUCAACAUGGUGAACUGUCCUGCAACUUGCCCAGGAGACCUAUCAGCGGAGAUGAAUCUGAGAUGAAAAUGAACCUCCUCGCAACCGUGGUGAUCCUGUGUUUGUACAUUCCUGUUGUGUUUGUGGCCUUUGCCCUUCUGGCCAUGCUAUUGGCAGCUUACGCCAAAGACAGAGCAGCACUCUGGUUCAGCACGGCGUGCCAGGCUGCAUCAAGCCUGCUCGUCCUGACUGGAAUUAUAGUUUUUUUGGCCCUCUAUCAGACCUAUGUGAACUGGGAACACAUGACCAUCUGGUUCUACUUAUGUGUGCUUGUGCAAGUGGAGCUGCUUAUUACAACUGUGCUGACUUGCAUUUCCGGAAAGAGGCUAACGUCUGAAUGGGAGUAGAUGUGUCGAAUGACAAGUCCACCUUUAAUCGGGAAGCCAAAGGGCUUGACUACGGUAUAAUUUAAACAGUGUUGAUGCUCUUCACCAUUACAAUGUUUUGUGUAUUUUUACUAAAUGCCUUAGGGCAUAUGCUGCUGAAAACCAUUAAUAUAUAAUUCAUGAUGCGGCAUACUGCACUGCUUUUGUAUUCUGUUGUUAUAUCUCACAAAAAUGAAUUCAAAGAUAAACAUAAUUCAUCCCAGUUGGAU
Pungitius pungitius (ninespine stickleback) is the source of this 989-nucleotide messenger RNA. RefSeq lists its product as uncharacterized. The record is from RefSeq and is a predicted model, not a curated record. The transcript has 2 exons. Lineage: Eukaryota; Metazoa; Chordata; Actinopteri; Perciformes; Gasterosteidae. The coding region runs from base 1 to 741 and encodes 246 amino acids.